UGCCCCAGAGGAAGGAUGGAGGAGCUGAGCCAGGCUCUGGCCUGCAACUUUGUCGUCUCCCAGGACCUGAACAGCCCUGCGGCUCCUCACCCACGCCUGGCCCAGUACAAGCCCAAGUACAGCUCCCUGGAGCAGGGCGAGAGACGCCGGCGGCUGCUGGAGUUCCAGAAGACUAAGCGGCUGGACUAUAUAAAUCAUGCCAGAAGGCUGGCGGAGGAUGAUUGGACCUACACGGAGGAGGAGGAGGAGGAGAAGGAAGGGGAGAAGAAGGGAGAGGAGGAGGAAGGAGAGACAGCUAAGGCUGAUGGAGAACAUGAAGACAUGGAGCUAGACAUUAUGAAGAAGUUACCCAAGCGAUAUGCGAACCAGCUGAUGCUCUCCGAGUGGCUGAUUGAUGUCCCACCAGAUCUGGAUCAGGAGUGGCUCUUCGUGGUGUGCCCUACGGGGAAGAGAGCUCUUGUGGUGGCUUCCAGGGUGGACGGGAUCCUAUUCUAUCACAAGCAGGCGCACUAUAACCCCGGCAGCACGCCGUUAGUGGGUUGGCUGCGCCCUUACAUGGUCUCCGACAUCCUGGGCAUCGUGGUGCCCAGCUGCCCGCUCACCUCCAAACCGGGCUACGCGGGACAGCAGCUGCAGCAAAUUAUCGAGCACAAGAGGAAUAAAAGCCAACAGCCGGGCGCGGCCGACGAGCCCACCUCGCAAGACGGGCGUUACGAACUGGAGCAUUUGUCCACUCCCCGAGCGGAGGCCCCUCCGCCCGUCUCACCCGACGGGGAGUGCCAGAUGGACAACUGACCCGGAGACCUUAAAAGGGGGCGACAAAGAUCGGUCAAGAAUGUCCCUCGGUCUACCCGGAUAGGAAACCCUAGUCAUAAUAUAUACACUUUCAACAUUUGGGUGGAAAAAUACGCCUUUAAUGGGAUAUUUUCGUUCAGGAGGUGGGGUUUUUUUUGGCUUCUGUCCUGCUUUAGAACGGCUGCCUUAAAUGCACAGAGCCAAGGUGGCGCAGUGGUUAAAUGCAGCACUGCAGGCUACUGCUAGAUCAGCAGGUCAGCGGUUCAAAUC
Thamnophis sirtalis is the source of this 1065-nucleotide messenger RNA. NCBI's taxonomy places the organism in Eukaryota, Metazoa, Chordata, Lepidosauria, Squamata, Natricidae. The record is from RefSeq and is a predicted model, not a curated record.